Spirodela intermedia is the source of this 1864-nucleotide messenger RNA. The record is from the annotation of a GenBank genome assembly. Lineage: Eukaryota; Viridiplantae; Streptophyta; Magnoliopsida; Alismatales; Araceae.
AUGGAGGGACUCGACGGUGGAAAGGUUCAGGAUCUGGCGUCCCUCCUCUCCGGCGAGGGGAGGGAUUACGUCGUCCGGAAGAAUAGCGACAAGGUGAGAUCGGAUAUCUAUUUUCUCCCAAAAUAUUUGUGAUUGCCCCGACCGGAUGAAUCCUUGGAGAUUUCUGGAUAAACCAUCGCAAUCCAACCCUUGUUUCUCGUGAUUCCGGCGGGUGUUACAGGUGCCGGUGACCGAUCUGGGGGGGAAGAUUGUGGCCAUCUACUUCUCCGGCCACUGGUGUCCUCCAUGCCGGCGCUUCACCCCCGUGCUCGCCGAGACGUACGAUGAGCUCUCUCCCAAAGGCUUCGAGGUCGUUUUCGUCUCCUCCGACCGGGACGAGGAGUCCUUCAAUGAGUACUUCGACGGGAUGCCGUGGCUAGCCGUCCCCUUCUCCGACGCGGCCGCGCGGAGGCGCAUCAAGGAGCUCUUCAAUGUCAGGGGGAUCCCUCUUCUGGUUGUCCUCGACGGGAGCACUGGCAAGGUCCUCACUACCGAGGGAGUCGGCGUCGUGAGGGAGUACGGGACGGCGGGGUUUCCCUUCUCCUCGGAGCGUCUGGCCCAGCUCAAGGAGGAGGAAGAGGAGGCCCGGAGGAACCAGACUCUGAAGACCCUCCUGGCUUCUGGUUCUCGGGACUUCGUCAUCAGAAGCAACGGAGAUAAGGUACUCUUACAGCGGACCGAUCUUCGGAAAAAAGAGAGUUGAAAUCUGAAUCUGAAACUUACGACGGGGAUUCCGGCAGGUGCCGAUCUCGGAGAUCGAAGGGAAGCUCGUGUGCCUCUAUUUCCUCGCCGGCUCCUUCCCCCCCUGCGUGGAGUUCCAGUCCACGCUAUCAGAGAUGUAUGGCGAACUGAAGAACAGGGGGGAGCCCUUCGAGGUCAUCGCCCUCCCCCUCGACGACGUUGAAUCCUCCCUUGGAGAAAUGCCGUGGCUGGCAGUGCCGUUCAAGGACAAGGCCAUCGAGAAACUUACUCGGUACUUCGAGCUAAGCACCAUCCCGACCCUCGUCGUCAUCGCCCCCGACGGGAAGACUCUGAACCCCAAUGCCGCGGAGAUCGUCGAGGAACACGGUGUCGAUGCCUAUCCCUUCUCGCCGGAGCGGCUUGCGGAGCUGGUGGAGCUGGAGAGGCAGCGGGAGGAGUCUCAGACUCUGGAGUCCGUCCUGGUCUCCGGUAGUCUAGACUACGUCAUCGGGAAAAAUGGUUCCAAGGUACUGACCACCAAUGCCGAGCUCUCCGAACGUUUCUCUUCUUCUUCUUUCUCGAUCACGCUGGCGGUUCUAACAAUGGAGAAAUCGGAAUCAUCCUCGUCACUGUCCGGGUUCUGAAUCAGGUUCCGGUAUCGGAGCUCGUUGGGAAGAACGUCCUCCUCUACUUCUCCGCCCACUGGUGCCCACCAUGCCGCGGUUUCACGCCAAAACUGAUCCAAGUGUACCACGAAAUCAAGGCCCGGGACGCCGCCUUCGAGGUGGUCUUCAUCUCCAGCGAUCAAGACCAGGACUCCUUUGAGGAGUACUAUUCCAGCAUGCCGUGGCUGGCGCUCCCCCUCGGCGACCCGCGAAAGAAGUCCCUCAACCAGAGGUUCAAGAUUGAUGGGAUUCCUUCUCUCGUCGCCAUCGGCCCGUCGGGUCGCACCGUCACUACGGAGGCCCGAGACAUGAUCGAGGAGCGUGGCAGCGCAGCGUACCCCUUUACCGAUGAUGCAGGCCUCGGAGGUGACGACGACGACGACGACGACGACGACGAAGAAAAAGAAGACGAGAAAUGUGCGGCCGCCGCUGCUCCGGAAGGGUAUGUCUGCGAGGGGGACGUCUGCCGGAAGGCGUAG